Messenger RNA from Orcinus orca (killer whale), 2388 nucleotides. It is a transcript of the gene AGA, whose product is annotated as aspartylglucosaminidase. Bases 89 to 1078 code for a protein of 329 amino acids. Gene Ontology annotation, molecular function: N4-(beta-N-acetylglucosaminyl)-L-asparaginase activity. NCBI's taxonomy places the organism in Eukaryota, Metazoa, Chordata, Mammalia, Artiodactyla, Delphinidae. The record is from RefSeq and is a predicted model, not a curated record. Gene Ontology annotation, biological process: protein deglycosylation. Gene Ontology annotation, cellular component: lysosome. The transcript has 9 exons.
CGGGAGUUCCGGGUUCCCCAGCCGCGGAAGUACGGGGCGCGGCGGCUGUCGGCUUCGUCAGGGUUAUUCUUGGCGGCGGCGCGUGGCCAUGGUGCGGAAGCCGAGCCACCGGCUGCUGCUGCUGUCGCUGCUGCUGCUCUGCCGGGCCCCGGUGUGCAGCUCCGCCCCUCUGCCCCUGAUCCUCAACACUUGGCCUUUCAGGAAUGCAGCCGUAGCAGCAUGGAGGACGUUAGCAUCUGGAGGGUCUGCGCUGGACGCGGUUGAGAGCGGCUGUGCGGCGUGUGAACAGGAGCAGUGUGACGGCACCGUGGGCUUUGGCGGCAGCCCCGACGAGUCUGGAGAGACCACCCUGGAUGCCAUGAUCAUGGACGGUACUACCAUGAACGUAGGAGCAGUGGGAGAUCUUAGACGAAUUAAAAACGCCAUCGGGGUAGCACGAAAAGUACUGGAACACACGACACACACACUGUUAGCAGGAGAGUCAGCCACCAAGUUUGCCGAAAGCAUGGGCUUUAUCAACGAGGAUUUAUCCACCAAUGCUUCGUGUGCUCUUCAUUCAGAUUGGCUGGCCUGGAAUUGCCAGCCAAAUUACUGGAGGAAUGUUAUACCAGAUGCUUCAAAAUACUGUGGACCCUACAAACCACCUAGUAUCUUAAAGCGAGAUGGUUCUACUUACAAAGAAACAGGAGAUAGUUACGGUCAUGAUACUAUUGGCAUGGUUGUCAUCCAUAAGAUGGGAAAUAUUGCUGCUGGUACAUCUACAAACGGUAUAAAAUUCAAAAUACCUGGUCGAAUAGGAGACUCGCCAAUACCUGGAUCUGGGGCCUACGCCGACGACACUGCAGGGGCUGCAGCAGCCACCGGGGACGGCGACAUCCUGAUGCGCUUCCUCCCAAGCUACCAAGCUGUAGAAUACAUGAGAAGAGGAGAAGAUCCCACCACAGCGUGCCGGAAAGUGAUUUCAAGAAUCCAGAAGUAUUUCCCCAACUUCUUUGGGGCUGUGGUAUGUGCUAACGUGACUGGAAGUUAUGGAUAUGAAAACAUUAAAAUAACAGUAGCAAUGACCGCCUAUGUAUAGGAGCAAAAAAUCAGCCUAUAUUCUGAGGUUCAAAGAGAUGGCUUUCCCACUGCCUUUCUGUCCCCUCAUGGACUGUCAGCUAGUCUGCACUAAGGUGGACACACAGCCCACUUCCGUGUGGCCCGACUGGACAGCAGGUACACAACAGCCAGUGUGGCAGUGGGGAAGCAAUGUCUGUAUUGGUUGUAAAUGACAUGUGCAUUCUAUAUUUAACCAAACAACUUUUUCUCUUGGCCCCAGGUGCUGCCUGCAAUAAACUUUCAACAUUUACUCAGUUUCAUUUCAUGGUUUAUAAUCCUCUAAAAAGUGAGCCAACUGAGGAAAAAGUAGACUGCAUCUAAUCCAUCUUUUCUGUCCACAUCUCUACUUAAAGAAGAAAGAAACAGAGGCUGAAAAGGCUGCUCACUGUCAUCGUAUAACGUGCCUCAUGUAUUCUAAAAUUCUUUGUGUAAAAUAAGCACAAAAAUUUUAUGCUAAAAGCAUUUUCACUUUCUGUAUCUGAAAAAUUUUUAUUAUCUGUUUUUCUUUAAGCUUUGUAUAUCCCCUGAAAAUAUUUGUGUGUAUGUAUUUUGUAUAUGUUUAAAUUUUGAGUGAUAUUUGGAUUUCUGCUCAGUGUUUCAAGAAAUUGCUACUUUGGGGAUUUAUUUCCAUAAAUAAAUGAUACAGUAAAGUGAUAUAGUAAAGCCACAAGAAAUAAUCUAUAUUUGGAUACUUAAAAUAAUUAGAGUAGCCAAGGAUUUUAGACCCAAAGAAAAAGGUAACAGUGAGUCACAGCAUGGUAAGUCCUGACCGAAUCUCAGUACCUUAGAGUAAUGUGUCUCUUAUCGCUGAUUAUCAGUUGUACGUAAUGCUCUCUUCUAGCUUGAAGAGGAAAGAAUGCUGUUCAUCAUAAAGGUGCGUUUUGUUUAGCACGUAUUAGAAAAUGUGGGCCGUCUUCUGACGAGCAACUGUGUUGAUUUUCUUGGGCUUCUUCCUCUGAUGGUGCGCUCUCAAAGUGUGAAGGUUUUUAGCCACCAAAAAAAUCUCUGACCUUUUAGCUACAAAUAUUUAGUACUGAUAAUUUCUUCCGAAAAUGAUUUAGGGAACUUGAUCUGUACUGUGGUUUUACUAAUCUCUUGUGCACAUGUUGGUGGUCUGAAUUAGCAGUGAGUCAGUAACCCUCGUCUGCCUUGUUUUUUCUGAGUGCUCGGUCAGCCGUCUGCGGACUAGACAGGACUGUAAGUGCGCUUUCUCAGGAUCAUCUUUGCUUCAUUACCUUCCUUUUACAUCAGGAGUCAUUAAUAAAACUGUAUGUACAAUAUUGUCCCCCA